AUGCAGCCAACUGAGAUCGACGACGCACACAUAUCCGUCCGCUUCAAGUACGGCAUCCACACCAUCUUCCUCUUCAUCGACGCACUGGCUCCCUUCUCGUCUGUCACACAAGAUCUGCUAGAGGUUCUCAGAGAUAGAUAUCCCGAUGGUCUCACAAAGUCAAGCUCUUCGCCGGAUGAGAAGACACCAGUGCCAGAUGCGGCAAACCUGACCUAUGGUGUUCUUCGUGUACCCACCGAUCCCUCUAAGGGAUGGAAGCCCCUGAAACUUGGAGACGACGGUUCAAAUACUCCUAGCAAAUGCGGAAUCAAGGAUAACAGCAUUGUCGCUUUUGCGUUUGGAGCAGAUGAGGAGGAUGAGAUGGAGGCUGAGGGAGAUGCUGUCUUUGAAGUUGAGUGGCCGCAGGAAGACGAAGAACUCUACGAACAAGGGCCUUGA
Trichoderma breve is the source of this 438-nucleotide messenger RNA. RefSeq lists its product as uncharacterized. The record is from RefSeq and is a predicted model, not a curated record. The transcript has 2 exons. Bases 1 to 438 code for a protein of 145 amino acids. NCBI's taxonomy places the organism in Eukaryota, Fungi, Ascomycota, Sordariomycetes, Hypocreales, Hypocreaceae.